CACACACACACACACACACCUCUUAUCACUAGUUUGAGCAGGAGAGGCAAACAGAUCAAUAGGUGCCACUCGCAACGGUAAAGUGGAGGACUUUCUGUCAAAAACGAAGGAAAAGAUGUCGAUGGAAGGAAACAUUUAUCAAGAUUUAACCACAGAUGAAGGUUCUUAUCGCCAAACAUUUGGACAAGGUCUGCUGGCAGACAGAGCUGGAUUUGGUUUUCAACACAACCGACUGGUUAUACUGAGCCUGGGCCUGCUCAAUGCCGCUCUGCUGAUAGCUGCUGCUGUCAUUGGGAUUUACUGUGCUAAUGCAAAAGACCUCCAGGUUUCAGAUUUAGCAGCUACACCCCUCAUCCUGGAGAUGAACUUCCUCCGCAACCAAACGGGCAUCAUGAAAGCCAAAGCAGAGGCCCAGUCAGCUCUGAUGAAAGAGCGUGCGGACUUUGCGCGAGUAAAGCUGGAACUGAUGCGGAAUAAAGCCAAGACUGACCGCCUUGAGAAAACAAUUAGGGCUCUGCAAGCAGAAAAAACAAAUCUGCAGUCAAAUAGAACUGCUUUGGAGAAAAACUGUGACAGAUGCCCACCGCAAUGGGUUCUGUUGAAGACAGCCUGCUAUUAUUUUUCUAAUAAUGAAGCUGAUUCAAAAAAGAACUGGUCAGAGAGCAGAGCAGACUGUGUCAGUAAAGGUGGUGACUUGGUGUCCAUCAACAGCUUGGAGGAACAGCAAACGAUUAGUGCUAAUUUUCCGAGGCAGGAGAGCAGCAGCAACAUGUGGUGGUUGAACGGUUACUGGAUCGGCCUCAAGGCUGUCGAACCCCAGGGACCRUGGAUGUGGGUACAUAACAAGACUGAGGAGUCUUCACUGUACUGGAAAUCAGGAUAUCCCCAAACCAGUCAAACUUGGAGUGGAAACUGUGCUGCGUUUCUCUACUAUGAWGAUACUAUGAGAACGUGGUAUAACGCAAAUUGCCACCAGAAUCGACUGAACUGGAUCUGUGAGAUGAAGCCAAGCAGAAACUAAACUUUCUCAUACAGUUAUGGUAGACGAAAUAAUAAAAGAAGGGUCAAGUCAUAAUAAUGUUUUCAAAACACGAAAUAUAAUCAGAUACAAAAYAACGUAUGUUGUGAAUGAUUCGUCAUUUUAAGAUGUAAACUGUAAAGAAUGGCAACAUACUGUAUGUAUUUUCCAAUCAUUUUUUAAUGAUUUAAACUGCUAAAUAAAUGAGCUCACAGUGGCCUAACAUGACUGUUGUUUAACUAGAAAUUAGCUAGAAUUAAAGCAUUUUUUAUAAUGUGUUWGGGAUAAUCAUUUUAACUCAAUAAAUACAAUAAACGUUUUUAUUGAUAAAAUGGUGUCAAAUAAAUUUGAGAUCGUCUCGUUUUGGAGAACAGAAYGGCUCUUAAAGUGACCUGUAACCUCUGUAAAUUUUUAACAAACUUGAUUUUGUGUGUGCGACGUUACACACACACACACAGUGGACAUCCAGGGCAAUGUCCUGACAAACCAUUUCUGCUGGAAAAUCCCGUCCCUCUCCUCUCAAGCUAACAACCAGAAAUGGAGGACAAAGAAAUUCCAGCUGGCUCCUAUAAGCAACUAACUAGAGUGGAAGAAACAACUGAAGAUGAACUUCCUCUUCACUUAAACCAGGAACAACGAGUGACCAUGUCCACACUGAGACCUGAAUCCAGUCUGAAUACCUACAAACUGCUUGUUGCCAGUCUGGCGGUGCUUGCUGCUAUUCUGCUAGCAGUUGAUAUUGGCCUGGGAGUCUACUACAGCAAACUGACUGACGGCAACAUUGUGAGUGACCUGAACAGAGAGAUAGCCAAACUGCAGACUUCUUACAACGCUGCGGUCCGAAGCAGGGACGAAGCCCAGAAGCAGCUGGAGGCRGAGCGCAAGCAGCAGCAGGUCACCAGGUGGGAGCAUGCUCACGUGAGCACCAGAAUCAAAGACUACGAGAAGCAGGUGGAAAAGGUUGAGAUGGAAAUUGCGUCACUGAAAUCCCACCUACCAAUGAUAAGAGAGGGCUGCAGACACUGCCUGCCUGGAUGGACUUUCUUGAGCUCACGCUGUUUCUACUUCCCGUUCUCCAACACAAUUUACCGCACAACAUGGCAGGAGGCCCGGCAGUUCUGCCAGAGGCUGGGGAGCGACUUGGCCGUCAUAGACACAAGAGAAAAAAACCUGGCAGUGAAUGAGCUGGUAAGAAAUAAUCAGGACUCGUCCAGGUCCUUUUACCAGAAUGGCUUCUGGAUCGGGCUGACAGAUACAGAAGAGGAAGGAGUUUGGAAAUGGAUUACUGGGUUGAGGCUGAAUCAGGGGUUUUGGCAUGAUGGAGAGCCGAACAACAACAACAACGAGGACUGUGUAGCUGUGUAUCCCAACUUCAACCCCUUCCUGUCUUGGAACGAUGCGCCGUGCAGUUAUAACCUGAUGUGGAUUUGUGAAACGUCCCCAAGGGCGACGGGUUAAUGAAUUUAUUAUUAUAAAAAAGAGAGGGGAAACCCAUAAUAUGCUUAAWUGCUUUAACAAAAUAAAUACACUUUUCUGACUUG
This is a messenger RNA of Austrofundulus limnaeus, 2559 nucleotides long. Its product is annotated as C-type lectin domain family 4 member M. The record is from RefSeq and is a predicted model, not a curated record. Lineage: Eukaryota; Metazoa; Chordata; Actinopteri; Cyprinodontiformes; Rivulidae. The transcript is spliced from 11 exons. Bases 1556 to 2476 code for a protein of 306 amino acids.